AUGUCAGAUUCUAGCGCCGCAUUUCCAACAAGCAUCGAAGAGCAUGUCAUCCGCGGAAACCUCAACAGUUCAUUACUUCUCAACUUCCUAAUGGCGCUAUAUCUUCUCUCGCUUUCCAAUUUUAUGGUGACUUGGUACUUCACGGACUGGGCAUUUGUUCUACACGGACAGACAAGGGAAUCCAUUUUCGUGAACACCUUGGAAAACGUUCCGACAUGGAUUGUCGUGGUGGAAGAUUUGUUCACCAACUCUUUGCUGGUUAUAUCUGACGGAUUACUGAUCUGGAGGUGCUAUCACGUUUGGGGGAGGUCGCGGAGGAUGAUCAUAAUUCCAUUUAUUCUUUGGGCCGGGGAAUUUGGGUUUGGAAUAGCAUCGGUGACAAUCAACGGUCUAUUUGGCCCAAUAGCAUCCGCUUCUCAGGCUGCAUUAGCAAAUAACAUUACAAGUACUGUGAUUUUUCUUUCUCUGGGGUCUACACUCAUCUCGACAUCACUUAUUGCCUACAAAAUCCACAUUUCGUUUCAACUAAGCCAAUCGCCUCGUAAAAGGUUAUUCAACCGUGUUUCUAUAAUGAUAAUCGAGUCUGCUGCACCAUAUUCAAUUGUCCUGCUUUUUUAUGCUAUUCUCGACAUUCUACCAUCACAAACCAUAUUGGCAUCUCCCCUUAUCGAGGCUGGUUUUUACCUGGAGCAAGUAUUGAACGUCACUGCGGGGUUGGCACCUACUGUACUUGUUGCGCGACUAGCGUGGACAAACACUGAAAAACCCAUGCUAUCCGAGGGCCAAAUGAUGGGCAUCUCCAACUUGCAUUUCAAUUCUAGUCGGAAAACCCACGAUAUGGAUAUUGCAGGUUUAGUCGCCACAAACUUGAACCAGUUGAACAGCUCCAUGGCGGCAGACAUUGAUCAUCAUCUGAAAGACGAUGUUGAGCGUAUUGGAAGUCAGAUCCAAGAUGUUGAUGUGUAG
Psilocybe cubensis is the source of this 966-nucleotide messenger RNA. RefSeq lists its product as uncharacterized. Bases 1 to 966 code for a protein of 321 amino acids. The record is from RefSeq and is a predicted model, not a curated record. The transcript has 5 exons. NCBI's taxonomy places the organism in Eukaryota, Fungi, Basidiomycota, Agaricomycetes, Agaricales, Agrocybaceae.